UCACUGACAGGACAUGUGUGCGAUAAAAAUGGUGACCGUAUACCAGCUGGCAUUCAUGUUCUGAUGUUACAAAACCUGCCAUUUCUUUUAUUACUAAAGUAAAGUGUUAUGGCGUCCGUUUUGGAUUUGAUCAAACAUUAUCAGCAUGCUAUUGAGAAAUAUCCAAAUGACGAACAAAAAAUUUUAAAAUGUAUAAACAAAUUAUUUCAACUGGAUGUAACAGUACAACAUCUGCAAGAGACCGGUGUAGGCAGAACUGUGAAUGCAUUGCGCAAAGAACCAGGAGAUGUUGGUCAAGCUGCCAGGGCUCUCGUUUACAAAUGGAAGGUCAUGGUGGCAGCGGAAGAAAGUGACCAGGAAGCUGACCACAGAAAUGACACAUCAAACUACAAUGGGAAUAUAAGUGAAAGGGAUAGUGAAGAUAGCACACCUCAGUCAAAAAGUAGACAUGACCAGUAUGAGAAAUCGUCAAAGUCAAGCAAAUCUACAGGUGACUAUAAACAUAUUAAUGGUGACAGCAGUUCACAUAAGCGAAGACAUCACAGCAGUGAGGAAGAAGAACCUGAAACAAAGAAAUCAAAGCACUCUAGUACCAAUGAUGAUAAAUACAAAAGGAAGUAUGUCAAAAGUGAAUCAAGCGAAAGUGACACGCAAGACACAGACAAUUCUCAAAGUAAUAGUAGUGAAUCCGACACAUCACAAAGUUCAGAAGAAGACAGAAAACCAAAACAUAAAAUAAAAGAAGAAAAACAGGAAGAAGAAAAAUCCUCAAAUUCUUCUAAGCACAUUUCACACAGUAGUCACAAAGAUCGAAAAAAUGAUUCGGCAUCAGAAAAACAACGUGAUUCAUCAGACAAACAUUCAAAACAUAGAUCCGAAUCAACAAAAUCAGAAAAAUCUUCAAUAGAAAAAGUGACUAGCUCACAUAAACAAACUAGUACCAAAGAUAAGGAAAGCUCAUCUAAUAAAAAAGAAAAAUCGAGUCAUAAAUCUGUGGAGAAAGAAAAGAAAAAUGAAUCUUCAAGUAAACAUAGCAGUUCAAAGAAAGAAAGUUCAAACAAAAAAGACAAGCAUAAUUCUGCUGAAAAACAUGCUAGUGCAUCAGAGAAACAAAAUAGUUCAAACGAAAAAACAAAGGAAAAGUCUUCAAGUAAAGAAUUAUCGAGAGAUAACCACAAAUCAAGAGAAAGCAGUAGUAGCAAGCACAGUUCCUCUAGUAAAGAUAGAUUAAGUAAAGAUAGAUCGAGUAAAGACAGAUCAAGUAAAGAUAGAUCGAGUAAAGACAGAUCAAGUAAAGAUAGAUCGAGUAAAGACAGAUCAAGUAAAGAUAGUUCAAGUAAAGAAAAAUCAAGCAAAGAUAGGUCAAGAGAAAAACACUCGUCAUCAAAAGAGUCUGAUCAUAGUCAAAAAACUGACAAAAAGCAUUCAUCUGAUAGCAGUUCAAAAGAAAGAAAAGAGAAACAUAAAAAAGAAAGCGAUAAAAGUGGAGAUGAUAAAAAGAAACAUUCUCAUUCUUCAUCAAAAUCGAGUAAGUCUAGCUCAAGUAAGUCAACAGAAGACAUACCAAAGAAAAAAGCUCAUAUAAGUAAUAGCGAGGACAGCGGCGAUGACGGAAUUGAUUGUGGGUCAGGUGCCAGCUUUGCCGAAGCGCUAGGGAUGAUAAGUCCAACUAAGCCUAAAAAGAAAACUAAUACUGUUAAAGAAUUUCUAUCGCCGAAUCCGUUUCCCGAUUUGAGUCCGGCUUCGUUACUAGCCCCUACUGCAAAACUGAUGCCCCUACCGCCCUUGGAAAUCUCCGCUUUGCCAGAAAUCUCACCGAAUUACAAACCCAGACCUCCACCAAAACUUCUACCACAUUUCACAGACGAGGAUGCCAUGAGUCAUGUUAUAUCUUCCAAAAAUCAAAGAACAAAGGUCUAUUCGGGGAACAAAGUUAUAGGAAAAAUACCAACUUUGUAUGAGAUGUGUGUACAUGUACUUCAAGAGCAUAUAGAUGCACUCGAGUACACUGGUGGUGUGCCAUAUGAGAUACUUAAGCCAGUUGUUGAUAUGGCAUCACCGCAACAACUGUUUAUGUUGGAACACUUCAAUCCGUACCUAAUGGAAGAUACGGAUCAUUUGUGGCAAAAGUUCUGUGAGAAACAUUUCCGCAACAAACAGAGACAAGAAAUGGAAACAUGGAGGGAAAUGUAUAUGAGAUGUCAAGAAGAACAGGAACAUAGAUUGAAAUCACUAACGGCUAAUAUUAAACAAACUCAAGAAGCCAAGAAAGCGCCCAUAAAACAGACAAAAAUGGCGUACGUCGAUACUGUGGUGAAGCCGCCACGAAACAUCUUGAGGAAACAAGCUCAACAUGGCACCGCACAUGCUUCAACCGCUAGUCCAGCCGCUAGAGUGGCAUCUCUAGCGUCUGCUCCCAAUGUGCUACGUGGAGGCUCGGUGCGGCCUCCACCUGCCACUCCUGUCUCCUCCUCAAACUUCAACAAGCCCAAGAAAGCACCCCUCAUGCAAAAGGCACUACAAUUCAUGCGCGGACGCAAACGAUGAUAAUUGUCAUAUAAUUUACUUACGUCUUUUUGUAAAUAUUAGUGAUGUGCUUAAUGUAAAAUGUGUUUAAUAUAUCAUUGAAUAAAGCAAAUGUCGAUAGGAUUAUAUGUUUGUGUAAAAAUCAUAAAAGUAGUUGGGAAAAGACUCUGUUAAAA
Papilio machaon (common yellow swallowtail) is the source of this 2702-nucleotide messenger RNA. Its product is annotated as transcription elongation factor B polypeptide 3. Bases 109 to 2547 code for a protein of 812 amino acids. The record is from RefSeq and is a predicted model, not a curated record. Gene Ontology annotation, cellular component: nucleus; elongin complex. Gene Ontology annotation, biological process: transcription elongation by RNA polymerase II. The transcript is spliced from 10 exons. NCBI's taxonomy places the organism in Eukaryota, Metazoa, Arthropoda, Insecta, Lepidoptera, Papilionidae.